AUGUUGGCUUUGAUUUCUAUCUUCCUUCUCCUGCAGCUUCCUUCCUUAGUGUGUACUUUUGAUAAUGAAGCCUGCCUUCGCCAAAGGAGCACCGGUGUGCACAAGGACGGAGACGUGGUGAUUGGGUGUUUCUUGUCUCUUUAUUACUACAUUUACUAUACUGGGAAGUAUUAUUUCCUUAACCUUUACAUUGCACACAACUACCUGAACUACCUGGCCUUCACUUUUGCCAUAGAAGAGAUCAACAGGACUCCUCAUCUCUUACCUAACAUUUCUCUGGGCUAUGAGUUCCAUAAUUUCAUUUGCAGUCAUUGGAGGAUACUAGAGAAUUCCUUCAUUUUGCUCUCAGGACAACACGAGAUUCCUAAUUACAUCUGCAAGAAAGAAGGCAAGUGUGCAGCAGUACUGACAGAAACGCCAUGGGGAGCCUCAUCUCAGAUCGGACCACUGCUGGAGCUCUACAGAUUUCCACAGGUUACCUUUGGCUCAUUUCCUUCCACCCUCAUGGACAGUAGUCAUUAUCCUUCGCUCCACCAGGUGGCCCCAGAGGACACAUAUCUGGCCCUUGCCAUGGUAUCCUUAAUGCGUCAUUUCCACUGGACAUGGGUGGGCCUGCUCAUCACAGAAGGUCAUAAUGGUCUUCAGUUUCUCUCAGACAUAAGAACUGAGAUGUACAGAAACAGAGUCUGUGUAGCCUUUGUGAAAAUGAUGUCCAGUGCGGCUGUGUCUCAUAUUUCAAUCAUAAAGCAACAUGACAUCCUGAGUGCAGAUACGUUAUCUGCCAAUGUGGUGGUCAUUUACUAUGACCCUGAUAGUCCAAAUGAUGUAAACUACAACAUAGCACAAAACUUUGUGACAUGGAAAGUCUGGGUGACAAACUCACAAUGGCAUGCUGAUCUGACUGGGAGAGAUUUCCUACUUGAUCCAUUCCAUGGGAUUCUUGUUUUUUCACACCACCAUGAAGAAAUUUCAGGUUUCAGAAAUUUUGUCCAGGAAGCUACCCCUUUCAAAUACCCAGAGGACACUUACCUCACUAUGUAUUGGUCCAAGAAUUUUGAUUGCUCAUUCUCUGAGUCUGACUGUGCCUUGGAGAACUGUACACCUAAUGCCUCUGUGGCUUGGUUACCACCAAAUCGUUUUGACACAGCCAUGAGUGAUAGAAGCUACAAUGUUUACAAUGCUGUGUAUGCUGUGGCUCUUGCCCUCCAUGUGAUGCUUUUUGAAGAGGUGCAAAUGACACCACUUAAUAACAGAGAAGUGAUGAUAUUUUCUCCCUGGCAGCUAAAUCCUUUUCUGAAGAGCAUCCAAUUUACCAAUCCUGAUGGGGAUUACAUGAAUUUAGAUGACAGAUGGAAAAUGGAUUCAGAGUAUGACAUCCUCAAUUUUUGGAAUUUCCCAGAAGGCCUUAGACUUAAGGUUAAAGUCGGCACAUUUUCUUCUCAUGCUCCACAUGGCCAUAAAAUGACUUUAUCUGAGGAUAUGAUAGAGUGGGCCACAGGAGUGACAGAGACUCCCCGCUCAGUCUGCAGUGAGAGCUGCAGCCCUGGAUUUAGAAAAAGCCCUCAGGAGGGAAAGGCUGCCUGCUGUUUCGAUUGCAUCCCUUGUUCCGAAAAUGAAGUCACCAAUGACACAGAUAUGGAGCAGUGUGGGAAGUGUCCAGAUCAUCAUUAUGCAAACGCUCGGCAAAACCACUGCCUAAAAAAAGCUGUGAAUUUUCUGGCUUAUGAGGAUCCUCUAGGGAAGGCUCUGGCUGGCACUGCCCUGAGUCUCACUAUUCUCACAGUUGCUGUUCUUGGGCUGUUUGUGAAGCACAGAGACACUCCCAUCGUGAAGGCCAACAACAGGACUCUCAGCUACACCCUGCUCAUCUCCCUCACCUGCUGUUUCCUCUGCUCCUUGCUCUUCAUUGGCCGUCCCAACACAGCCACCUGCAUCCUGCAGCAGACCACGUUUGGAGUUGUGUUCACUGUGGCUGUUUCCACUGUCUUGGCCAAAACUAUUACUGUGGUGCUGGCCUUUAAGGUCACUGCUCCAGGCAGGAGGAUGAGGCAGUUGCUGGUGUCAGGGGCUCCAAACUUCAUCAUCCCCAUUUGCUCCCUGAUCCAACUCACUCUCUGUGGAGCCUGGAUGGUGACAGAUCCACCCUACAUUGACACAGAUGCUCACUCUGAGCAUGGUCACAUCAUCAUCGUGUGCAACAAGGGCUCCCUCACUGCCUUCUACUGUGUCCUGGGAUACUUGGGCUCCCUGGCCCUGGUGAGCUUCACUGUGGCUUUCCUGGCCAGGAACCUGCCUGACACAUUCAAUGAAGCCAAGUUCCUGACAUUCAGCAUGCUGGUGUUCUGCAGCGUGUGGGUCACCUUCCUGCCCGUGUACCACAGCAGCAAGGGGAAGGUAAUGGUGACCAUAGAGAUCUUCUCCAUCUUGGCUUCCAGUGCAGGGCUGCUGGGCUGCAUCUUUGUCCCCAAGUGCUAUGUUAUUUUGUUAAGACCAGAGAGAAAUUCUCUAACUGGAAUUAGGGACAAAACACAUUCUGAGAGAAAGAAUUCUUCUUAUCAUUAG
This is a messenger RNA of Octodon degus (degu), 2562 nucleotides long. RefSeq names its product vomeronasal type-2 receptor 116-like. NCBI's taxonomy places the organism in Eukaryota, Metazoa, Chordata, Mammalia, Rodentia, Octodontidae. Gene Ontology annotation, cellular component: membrane. The transcript is spliced from 7 exons. The record is from RefSeq and is a predicted model, not a curated record. Gene Ontology annotation, molecular function: G protein-coupled receptor activity. Bases 1 to 2562 code for a protein of 853 amino acids. Gene Ontology annotation, biological process: G protein-coupled receptor signaling pathway.